Messenger RNA from Nematostella vectensis (starlet sea anemone), 2496 nucleotides. Its product is annotated as zinc metalloproteinase nas-36. NCBI's taxonomy places the organism in Eukaryota, Metazoa, Cnidaria, Anthozoa, Actiniaria, Edwardsiidae. Gene Ontology annotation, biological process: proteolysis. The transcript has 11 exons. Bases 99 to 2279 code for a protein of 726 amino acids. The record is from RefSeq and is a predicted model, not a curated record. Gene Ontology annotation, molecular function: zinc ion binding; metalloendopeptidase activity.
UUAACCAACUCCUACAUUCACGUACGUGUACGGAAUCAUAUAUAUUGGUCAGAUACGCUGACUUUGAUCUUGAACUCGUAGCAAGACACACUCUUGACAUGUCUGUGAGGUUUCUUGUUUACAUCAUUUGUCUGGGUUUUCUGAGUUUAUCUGGCCCUGUGUCCAUUGUGAGAGUAGAGGGACACAAAACAGCCGCAGAGACCAUCAGUACUAUCAACCAACAACAGGAGUGGAAGAGCGACACUGUCAGAGUCUUCGAUGGGGAUAUACUUAUGCCAAGGCCUAUCUCAUCCGCUGGUUCCAAGGGCCUCUCGGCCGCCUCACGACCUCAGUGGAAACUAUGGCCUGGGGCGAUUAUUCCUUACAAGAUAGACCCCAGCAUCAGCAAAAGAUCAAGGCACGUGAGAAUUAUCAAGGCUGCGAUGAGGGAGUGGGAACGAGUCACGUGCGUUAGAUUUGUAGACAAAACAAGGGAGCCAAUCAGGGAAUACGUGCACAUCCACUAUGGCGUCGGCUGUCGUGGUAGCGUUGGUCGAUGGCCAAAUACACGGUCCUUGCUCACACUCGGCAAGUGGUGUGACAACUUUAAAGUUGUGUUACAUGAACUUGGUCACACAAUCGGCUUUUGGCAUGAGCAGAACAGGCCAGACCGGGAAAAGUAUGUAAAGGUCAUGUUGGAGAAUGUCAUACCAAAGUGGCGGUUUGCGUACUCUCGGUACAGUCGCAGAUUGAUUGAUAGCCUUGAAGUCCCGUAUGACUAUUACUCAAUCAUGCACUAUAGCAAUAAGAUGUACGCACUGCCCGGCAAGAUCACGAUAAUACCACGUGACCCGUCAAUCAAGUCGCUAGGCAACACGGGGCUCAGCGCUCUGGACAUCAAACAAACCAACAUGCUCUACAAGUGCGCCGACAAAAACAAAGAGCAUCCGAAUUUCCCAGACGAUUUCUUCUUUACACCAAGUGACGAGUCUUCGCUUCCAAAUUGUGUUGCGCUCAUCGAACCCCAUGACCCCACAUGGGCAACGAUCAGCAUGUGUUACAAGGAGGAGAAGCGUCCAGUUAACAUCACGUGGUCCCAUACCGGUCACGUGACCAACAUGACCUGCACACACAUCAACAUGCCGGACCGAAACCUGCACGCUGUCUUCUGGCAGGACAACUACUUAUGCGUAUCACGUGAUAGCGUCCUGACAUUUCAUUGGUCCGUGUCAAGGCCUAUAGCAAGGAAGAACUGUACCGCUAUACGGAAAAACAGAGGGAGCCCACAGUUCUAUUAUCUUUGUGCCACGAGAGUACAAGAGCGAACCAAAAACAGAAAACAGAGUUAUUUCUUCGAAUGGAGCCCUUGGACGCCUUGUACUAAGGACUGUGGGGGUGGGUCACAGGCUAGAAUGCGCUCAUGCAAACGAGGUCAACAAUGCGUAGGUCCGACCCGUGAAUUAAGAAUCUGCAACAUGCACAGAUGUUUAGACUGGCCCUCAUGGCCGGUGGGAUUCUCAUGGCAAGUUGGCCCAUCAACUCCUGGCCAAUCAUGUGUGAGGAUCUAUGAACGUUCCCAGUAUUCCGAUUGGCUCAACCACAUGAUGUGCUGGGGCCUAGGACGAAACCGAUUGCUGACAAUGCGGUGGUCGGACAGCGGUCCCAUAAUGGGCUUGCGAUGUACCCAAAUACUUGAGCCCAAGGAGGGUGACGGUGGAUGGCUUGACAAUUAUUUUUGUGUGGAAAACGAUGCACCUUAUAAUUUUGAAUGGUCCUCCAGAGGCCCAAUUGCCGGCUUGGGUUGUGUCCAGUGGAAUGCGAAAAAAGGGAAAAAUGGCUGGAAUGAUAAUUAUCUUUGCGCUCAGAGAUAUCCUCAACCAUCAGGUUGUCCUGAGGAUUGGCAAGUCCACAAAGUCACCAACAUCAAUCACUGUUAUAAACUCGUGGAGACAACAAUGUCAUGGAGCGAUGCAGAGGAAGCGUGUAAACGCAGCUUUAACUCCAGUCUGUUAAGCUUGGCCAGCCAAAGCGAGCUAGACUACGUUCGAAACGCGGUGCAAGAUGGGAAUAGUGUGUGGAUAGGUUUUAAUGACAAAGGCCGCGAGGGUCGAUGGGAAUGGACCGAUAGAUCACCGGUAACUUUCAAGAACUGGUCUCCAAAUGAGCCAAACAACGGCGGUUUCCGAGAAAACGAGGACUGUGCGGUGAUGCGGUGGGAUGACAGCAGAUGGACGGACUUCCCGUGCUCCGUGCCCUUUAAAUUCAUCUGCAAGAAAUCCGUGGUGCCUCCGUCAGCAUGACGUAAUCAUGACGUCAUCAUGACGUCACAAGGUCAUGUCAUUAUUUCCGGAUCCUAAUAAUCUCAUGGGCGUUUAUCAAACAUUAGACAGGAAUCGCCUUGGAGGGGAGAGGGUGGGGGGGGGGUAUUCAGGGAUUGGUAUAUGCUUAUAUGUGAUAUACACAUGUACUAUCUUUUGUAUACUGUGACUGUGAAUAAAGGACAGGCAACAACUCCUA